Trichomycterus rosablanca is the source of this 849-nucleotide messenger RNA. RefSeq names its product signal-regulatory protein beta-2-like. The record is from RefSeq and is a predicted model, not a curated record. The transcript is spliced from 4 exons. Gene Ontology annotation, biological process: response to bacterium. Lineage: Eukaryota; Metazoa; Chordata; Actinopteri; Siluriformes; Trichomycteridae. The coding region runs from base 1 to 849 and encodes 282 amino acids.
AUGAUUUUGUACUUUUACCUUCUGCUUAUCACAUCAAUCUAUCACUCAUACAGUGAAGAUGAGCUUUGGCAGGAAUCACUGAGAACUGCUGUAGUAGGAGACAACAUCACCCUCACUUGUGUAACUUCUAAACAGAGAAAAACCAGUAUGAUGUGGCUCAAACAAACAUUUGGAGAAAGGCCUCUUGUUAUUGCUACAUCAUAUCAGUCCCAAACUGCAAGAUUUCAAAAUGGCUUUGAUGAGACUGGUCGCUUUUUUACUGAUACUGCAGAUAAGAGUUUUAAUCUGAGCCUCACAAACACAGAGCUGUCAGACUCAGCCACCUACUACUGCGCUGUCGUAUUUCUUUAUGAAAUAUCAUUUGGGAAAGGCACUGUUCUAUUUGUGAAAGAUCGGCCUGUGAGAAGCACCACAAUUCUCCAGGAGAAGAACUUCCUUUCUGUUCACCCGGGAGACAGUGUGACUCUGCAGUGUACAGUAGUCGCUGAGCAUUGUGCAGGAGAACACAGUGUGUUCUGGAUCAGACAUGGUUCAGGAGGAUCUCAUCCAGGAAUCAUUUACACUGAUGGAGACAGCAGUGAUCAGUGUAAGAACAGAUCUGUUGCUGGAUCUUCUACACAGAGCUGUAUCUACAGUCUCCCCAAGAGGAACCUCAGCACCUCUGAUGCUGGAACUUACUACUGUGCUGUAGCUACUUGUGGAGAGAUUCUGUUUGGAAAUGGAACUAAGCUAGAUAUUAAAGGUGAAGAUUUUCAAAUAAAGCUGUUGGUUCUUCUCUCCAUUGUAAGAGCAGUUGUUCUUCUCUUUCUUGUCACUGCUUUUCUCGUCUAUUCAUAUGUGCAUAAAUAA